AUGUCUGGCGACAAUUCCUACGCAAACAAUCCACCGCGAAUUAGUAAAGAUAAUCUUUUCAUGAUCAUCGCACUCUGGAUGAAAGAUUUUGUCACCCGUGAAGGAGCCAAAAUCGAUGAGAAUAUUAACCAAGUUGGGGCAGUAUUAGUAUCUGCUGACGACAAGAUAUACGCAGCUGACUGUUCACGAGAGGGAAUUCAUGCCGUUGCUAGACUAUUGAUAAAACAUCCAGAAAGAGCGAAAGGCUCCAAAAUCUUCAUAUCAAGGGGAAAGUCGUCAGGCAACGACUAUAAAAUCGACGAAGUCGGUGAGAUAUUUAAGUCAAGCUCAGUUGCUGCAUCAUUGUUUAUAUUUGAUAUAAGAAAGAAUGUUCUUGAAGACGUUAGGCAUUGUAAAUCAAAUAAACCAUUCAAUGAAUCUAAGUUUAAUAAAUGGGAGUCAGAAUGGCUCACUGAGGAAAAGGAAAAAAUCAAACGCGAGCAAGCAUGGCCAGCGUAUGAUAAGAAAAUGGACAAGAGAGUUAAAGAACGGUUUGUUGACGCAGCGAAAUGGAUAGCAAGGGUUAUGCAUGCGACUGGAAGGUCUUCAAAAGACUCUUUUCAGAUACAUCCAUAUGUAAAAUCUCAAUCCAGUGAUUUCGACCCUACAGAUCCGAAAAAUCGACAAAAAGCCAAUCAUUUGUUGACUCUUGCAAGUUUUCUUGCUCAACGUUCGGAUGAUCCGAAAACUGGAGAUGGAGCCGUGAUUGUGAACUCAAAGUUGGAAAUCCUCGGAUUUGGUUUGAACGGAUAUCCACUAAAACUGCGUUAUGGUGAAUAUGGAAGAGGAUCAAGCCGCAAUAUAGGUGUCGAGCAAAAACUUCCAUACGUUUUGCACGCCGAAGAAAAUGCUUUACUCAUGCGCAAUUGCCACAACCUUAAAGAUACUAUUGUUUUUGUAACAAAGCAACCGUGUGAUGACUUUAUUAGCAAUGGAAGAAAUUAG
This is a messenger RNA of Xenia sp. Carnegie-2017, 984 nucleotides long. RefSeq names its product cytidine and dCMP deaminase domain-containing protein 1-like. Gene Ontology annotation, molecular function: dCMP deaminase activity. NCBI's taxonomy places the organism in Eukaryota, Metazoa, Cnidaria, Anthozoa, Malacalcyonacea, Xeniidae. The record is from RefSeq and is a predicted model, not a curated record. Gene Ontology annotation, cellular component: cytoplasm. The transcript is spliced from 2 exons. Bases 1 to 984 code for a protein of 327 amino acids. Gene Ontology annotation, biological process: dUMP biosynthetic process; dTMP biosynthetic process.